This is a messenger RNA of Aedes albopictus (Asian tiger mosquito), 5173 nucleotides long. RefSeq lists its product as uncharacterized. The transcript is spliced from 10 exons. Lineage: Eukaryota; Metazoa; Arthropoda; Insecta; Diptera; Culicidae. The record is from RefSeq and is a predicted model, not a curated record. Bases 1346 to 4819 code for a protein of 1157 amino acids.
AUUACUUUCCUAGCUAGCAUUGACUAGUGUUAUUACUAUACUGGCAUUUCUUUAUGUUCAGGAGCGCGUUUGAACGCAAAAAGGAGAAAAAGAAAUCGCUUUUCCAAUUGUUUAACCCGUAGGCUACGGGGCUUACAACAAAAUUUCAAACCGCUGCCAAAGACGCAAACAUCAAUAUUUUUCAAUGAAAUUUUGAGGUUCACUUCACUAUUAGUUGUAGUUUCAGUUAUGCUGGGAGCCACAAAAAUUGAAGCCUCGAGGACAGUUUUAUUCCGGUGGACGUCUGGGUCAGGAGAGGUAAAAAUUGCAUAACCUUCCUUUUAGCAAGGCCCCAUUAGUUGGAAUUCAAAUAAAUUCAUCUGAAAAGUUGUUCGUUCUAUGUAUUAUUGUAUAUUACGUCAGGCCUGGGGGUUUAGAAGUAUAUAGGUGGUGUAGAACUUUUUCCAGGUCUCCAAAAUAUUUUCAAUUUUGAGUCUAAUUUCUUUGCGCUUGUAAAAGAUUUUGAGGCACACAAGAAGUAGAUUUUUCUGUCCUAAGCUAGGUCUUAAGCAUAUUAAAUUAAACUAUAAGUAAAACUUGAUGGUAACAUACUGUUUUCGUUAGAAAAAUCAUGUUUUUCACGAAAGUAACACGAUUUUACAAGAAAUAGCCUACUUUUAGGCGUUUAAUGUAUCAUAAAAGGUACCGCAUUUAUCGCCUAAAAGUAGGCAAUUCCUUGUAAAAUCGUGUUACUUUCGUGGAAAACAUGAUUUUUCUAACAAAAACAGUGUGUUACCAUCAAGCUUUACUUAUAGUUAAAUUCAAUAUGCUUAAGACAGGAAAAUCUACUUCUUGCGUGCCUCAAAAUCUUCUACAAGCGCAUAGAAGUUAGACUCAAAAUUGAAAAUAUUUUGGAGGCCUGGAAAAAGUUCUACACCACUUAUAUACUUCUUAACCCCCAGGCCUGACGUAAUAUACAAUAAUACAUAGAACUAACAACUUUUCAGAUGAAUUCACUUGAAUUCCAACUAAUGGGGCCUUGCUAAAAGGAAGGUUAUGCAAUUUUUACCCCUCCUGACCCAGACGUCCACCGGAAUAAAACUGUCCUCGUGGCUUCAAUUUUUGUGGCUCCCAGCAUAACUGAAACUACAACUAAUAGUGAAGUGAACCUCAAAAUUUCAUUGAAAAAUAUUGAUGUUUGCGUCUUUGGCAGCGGUUUGAAAUUUUGUUGUAAGCCCCGUAGUCUACGGGUUAAAAUUCACUUUGAAAUAAUUACUAUCAAUUAGCGCUAGCAGUGUUGAUUGAUCUUGAGCUUUUCAUUUAUCAUUAUUCUUGUACACUGUUGUGGGUACUAACUGAUGUCAGUAUGAACAGGAUUAUGAAAUAUAACGAACAAAGUCUAACUGCUGUUGCACUGUGGACUAGUUACAGCAACAUUUUGAAAGAUUUAUUGCUUCCGAGCAUAGCCGGCAUCUACUCAGUUUGCGUGAUACUUGGGAAUCUUACCAGUAACUUUACUCUCAUGAAAUCGUUUUCUAAUGUGCCAUAUGAAGUGAUUGAGCUAGAUGGAGCCGGCCAGCUCGAUUCAACUACCAGCCUGAUGUUGGCUGGGAUCGAGUCUGGGUGUAACACUUUUAUAAUUCACCACCACGUGAUACUGGAUUUCCUGGACGUCUUUGUGGAUAUUCACGAUCAGGCCAAUUACAGGAAUCCCAACAAAUAUGUGCUUUUUCUGAUGGAAGAGCCAGCGUCGGAUGACUUCCUGGGGUCCAUUCGGGCGCAUUCCAGCGUGAGAGAAGUAAUGAAUUUGCUUAUCUUUCAGCCUAGUGAUGAUCGAUCUUGGAUUGAUCUGUUGACUCAUCGCUUCGUGAGUGGAGAACAGAAUUUGGAAUGGUACCGGGUCGAUCGAUACCAUAUUGAAAAACGCGCGCUGGAAGUUGGAAAUCAACUGUUUCCCGACAAAACAUUCGAUUUGAUGGGACAGUCUAUACGGGUAGCAACCUUCAACGUCAAUCCACAUAUUUUCAUGGUAGAGCCUAAAGCUGGAGAUCCAAAGAUUUGGUCUGGUGAUCAGGUGUAUUCGGUAAAUGGACCAAACGGAUUUUUGCUUGUGGAGUUUUGCAAGAAACGUAACUGUUCGAUUGAGUUGGUAGUAGAUUCGGUACAUAUGUGGGGUGAAAUAUACCCAAACAGGACUGGAAACGGAAUACUAGGAAAUGUCGUUGAACGACGUGCUGAUUUCGGCAUCGGAGCAAUAAGUAGCUGGUAUCACUGCUUCGAAUACUUGUCAUUUUCGUUUGCUUUUCAAAAAGGUGGCGUAACCUGCCUUGUUCCGAAACCGAAGCAACUUCCACGCUGGAAAGAAAUUGCGAUGGCCUUCUCUACUUAUGUAUAUCUCAUUACGAUUGUGUCGUUCUGCUUCGUAGUGGCAAUCUACAUGCUGAUAGUACGGUUUUCAGUACGAAGUCGGUUUGAAAAGUCUAUCGUCUGGAAUGCUCUGAAUGUGUUGGCUAUAUAUCUUCUCCAGUCUACCAGCGUUGUUCGAAAUCGUUCUGCCUCGGAAUCGCUGCUCUCCGUGACAGUGUUGAUAUUCAGCUUGAACUUAGCUACCAUCUAUUCAGGAAAGUAUGCAAGUCUUCGAACAAUACCCAUGUACGAACCUGCAAUUGAUUCGAAAGACGAUUUGGCUAAAAGUGGAAUUCCAUGGGUGCAAAUUCACGAAGCAUGGGCUUACGAUUUCAGUAUGUCAGAAAACCCAACCGAAGUGACUCUUCGAUCCACCUUCAAAAUUUACCCGGCCCCAAAACUUCACCAAAUUGGCUUCUUUAACGGUGUUGAGAUAAUUCGAUAUUCUGAAUCUGCAUGUCAAACUAACAGACUUUUUUGUUUGCUGGCUUGUGGGUAUUGUUUGAUCACUAAAGUGGGUAUCAAUCGUUGUGGUCAUAUUUACCUCAGGAUGGAGCAUCGUGAACGUGAUUUAGAGCUCGUGGCACAUUGGAAUACUUAUGAAGAAAUUUUAAAUCAUAUUUUUUUUCCUUACGUAGCUGGCAUCUACGCAGUUUGUGUGAUACUUGGGAAACCUAUCAGCAAUUUCGCACACGUGACAGCCUUUUCCAACAUCCCGCAUGUACUGAUAAGUCUGGAUGGGGUCGGUCAAACUAAUUUAUCUACCUCGUCCUUGUUGGCGGGAAUUGAGUCCGGGUGUAACAGUUUCUUGGUAUAUCAACACGCGGUGCAGGAUUUCCUAGACGUAUUUAUAAAAGUCCACGACCAAGCUGGUUACAGGAACGCCAAUAAACACAUAAUAUUUCUCUUGGAAUAUUCUGAUUCGGAUGGCUUGCUGGAAUCUAUACGAGGGCAUUCCAGUAUGCGAGAAAUCAUACAUCUACUUAUAUUUCAGCCGACAUAUGAUGGAUCUGCAAUUGAUUUAUUAACUCACCGAUUCACUAACACCGGGCAAGAUGUUGAAUGGUAUUUGGUUGAUCGGUAUACAAUUGACAACCAUUCCUUCUCAAUGGGACAUCAAUUGUUUCCGGAUAAAACGUUGGAUUGGAUGGGUAAGGCAAUUCGCGUGGCGACCUUCGACAUCAACCCACAUAUAUUUAUGGUGGAGCCAGAAAUCGAAACUCCUGUAAUUAAAUAUGAUAAUCAGGCUUAUUCACUAAAUGGACCGAACGGUAUUCUACUGAUGGAGUUUGCAAGAAGACACAACUGUUCGAUUGAGUUGAUCGUAGAUACAGUAAAUAUGUGGGGAGAAAUUCAUCCAAAUAGAACAGGCAACGGAAUAUUGGGAAAUGUCGCGGAGAGGCGUGCUGAUGUUGGCGUUGGAGCCUUGAGUAGCUGGUAUCACUGUUAUCAGUAUUUGGCGUUUUCCUUUGCUUAUGAGAGAGGUGGUGUUGCUUGCCUUGUUCCAAAACCAAAACAACUUCCCCGUUGGAAAGAAAUUGCAAUGGGGUUCACAAGAUCUGUUUAUGUGGCCAUUUUUGUUGCAUUCUGUUGCAUUGUGGCAUGUUACAUUUUGAUAGUACGAUUUGCGAUACAAGGUCCAAUGGAGAGAAGUGUAGUCUGGCAUGCUCUGAAUGUACUGGCCAUAUAUCUUCUUCAGUCUACCAGCAUCGUUCGAAAUCGCUCCGCAUCGGAAUCGUUGCUAUCCGUAGCUGUGUUAUUCUUCAGCAUGAACUUGGCUACUAUCUAUUUGGGAAAAUAUGCGAGUUUGCGAACUAUUCCUAUGUUUGAACAAGCAAUCGAUACUAAAGAAAGUUUAGCUCAAAGUGGAAUCCCAUGGAUACAAGCUCACGAGGCAUGGUCCUACUCAUUACGUUUGUCGAAAAAUCCAACGGAAGUGAAUCUUCUUUCCAACUUCAGAGUGUACCCGUUACCAACGCUCCGCCAAAUGGCCGACGAAGGAAAUUCUGCAUUCGCCCUAGCUCGGCUCCAUAACGGUCAUCUGAUGUUGGGUGAUUGGAUCAAUGCCGAUAAUAUCCGUAAAUACCACCUGAUGAGGAACGAUCUCUACUUCGAGCAUGAGGUUGCGAUGGCUACCAAAACGUGGCCUCUGAUGGAACGGUUCAACGAGUUACUGGGGCAGGCUACCGAAGCUUCACUCUUGCUGCUUAAGGAGUAUCAGAAUAUCAACCAGUACAAUGACUAUUACGUACAAAUGGUUGCCCUCAAUUCGCAUAUUCGUGAGCCGAAUGAACCGAAAGCUUUGGCGGUGGAGGACGUGCUGGGAGGUUUGAUCGUUCUAGGGUUCGGAUUACUCUGCGCGUUUGUGAAUUUUAUAGUUGAAAUUUGGGUGCUGUGUCCUUCCAAAACAGAUUUGGUGAAAGACAAUGAAUAAAAUUAUACGGUUUCACAUACUUACUUGAUGCUCAAUGUUGUGCCCUAGUCGCUGCCAGGCGGCCUCAACACUUAUUUCCUUUAGGUUGUAAAUUUUUAUUUUGAACUAAGUAAGACACCACUUUGAAUGAAGUAAGACACCACAGAAAUCACACCUUGCUUUCAAAGCACUUCUGUGAUGGAGAGUUCCACGUAGACUUCAAUCAUCAAACAAAUAAAUUUGGAGCAUACAACCUUUGGAUGUCACCACUCCCCUUCACUUCUAGGAGCCUGACUUUCGCACAUUCAGAUAACCUUAAGCCACUAGAUCCUAAUCCUCUCCGGAGCCACCAUCUGGAGCAUAUCGAGAUAAACU